AUGCCUCCCCCACCAAAUCAAGUUCUCCCGCCACCACAAGGCUCCGUCUCUCAGUCAAUUGCCACCACUCUAUCAUCUGCUCUGCAACACUUCAUCAACUCAGAUAACCCUUCCCAUGGCCAAAAGAUCCAUACCCAUAUUCUCAAAUCUGGGUUCCGACCCAAUGUCAAUAUUUCCAUCAAACUCCUUAUCCUCCACCUCAAAUGCGGUUCAUUGGCUUAUGCACGCAAAGUGUUUGAUGAAUUGCCUGCACAAACUCUUUCCGCUUAUAAUUACUUGAUUGGUGGUUACCUCAAACGUGCGAAGACUCUUACGUUAAGAAUGGGAAGGUCCAGUAUGCGAGGACUGUUUGAUAUGACGUUGGAAAAGAAUGUGAUAUGUUCGACGUCCAUGAUUUCUGGAUACAUGAAUUGGGGCUCUGUGGAAGAUGCUGAAGAUAUAUUUAGGAAAACGGUUGAAAAAGAUGUGGUGGUAUUUAACGCAAUGAUUGAAGGUUACAGCAAAUUGGUUGAAUAUGCGAGGAUAUCACUUGAGGUUUAUAUUGACAUGCAACGGUUGAAUUUCCUACCUAAUCUCUCUACAUUUGCUAGUGUUAUUGGAGCUUGCUCAGUGUUGGCAUCGUUUGAAGUUGGCCAACAAUUCCAAAGUCAUCUUAUGAAGGCUGGAUUGUUUUUGGAUAUAAAGAUGGGCUGUGCUCUUAUUGACAUGUACUCAAAAUGCGGAAGAGUUGAGGAUGCUCGGAGAGUUUUUGACCACAUGCCUGAAAAAAAUGUGUUUUCAUGGACUUCAAUGAUCGAUGGUUAUGGGAAGAACGGAUAUCCUGACAAAGCACUUGAGCUCUUUCGUAUGAUGCAAAGAAAACACCAAAUUGAACCCAAUUUUGUAACAUUCCUCAGUGCUCUCUCAGCUUGCAGACACGCUGGGCUAGUAGACAAAGGCAUGGAGAUCUUUGAAAGCAUGGAUAGGGACUACUCCUUAAAACCAAGGAUGGAGCAUUAUGCUUGCAUGGUUGAUCUCUUGGGACGUGCAGGAAGUUUGUGUCAAGCGUGGGAGUUUGCAAUGGAGAUGCCUGAGAAGCCCAACUCCGAUGUUUGGGCUGCUCUUCUUAGUUCAAGCACACUACAUGGUGAUGUUGAUAUGGCAAAUAUGAUGAAUUCCGGUGAGUUAGUUGGUUCCCGGAUGGUGUAUUUCUGGAGGCAGACAGGAAUAAAGAAACAGAGAGCAAAAAUCAGAGGAAUGUGA
Molecule: messenger RNA, 1242 nt
Organism: Malus domestica (apple)
Lineage: Eukaryota; Viridiplantae; Streptophyta; Magnoliopsida; Rosales; Rosaceae
Product: pentatricopeptide repeat-containing protein At1g28690, mitochondrial-like
Molecular function (GO): protein binding
Source: RefSeq, a predicted model, not a curated record